This is a messenger RNA of Hydra vulgaris (swiftwater hydra), 1830 nucleotides long. RefSeq names its product dynein regulatory complex subunit 3. Gene Ontology annotation, molecular function: protein binding. Lineage: Eukaryota; Metazoa; Cnidaria; Hydrozoa; Anthoathecata; Hydridae. Gene Ontology annotation, cellular component: cilium. The record is from RefSeq and is a predicted model, not a curated record.
UAAUUUUUUUUUUUUUUUGAAUAUUUAAACAAUAUUGAACUAUUGCAAUAAAUUAUUAAAAGUAUUAAUCUUCUUGUCAUUUGAACAAUGUCUGACCUUGAUAACGAGCCAGUUAUUAUAAGUGAAAAAUUGCUUACUCAAUGUGUGAGAGAACAAGGCCCAAAAGGGGAAGCAGGAGAAAUUGCAAAAAAAGAAGAAAUUGACUUCAAAAAUGUAAAAGAGUUGGCUCUUGAUUAUAAAAAUAUAUUAAAGAUUGAAAACUUGUGGCAAUUUACUCAGUUAACUAAAUUGCAACUUGAUAACAAUAUAAUAGAGAAAAUUGAAGGGCUUUCAUCACUUGUUCAUUUAGAGUGGUUAGAUUUAUCAUUCAACAACAUUGAAUAUAUAGAAGGACUUGAUAACCUAACACAGCUGAAAGAUUUAACAUUGUUUAAUAAUAGAAUAAGUGUGAUCAACAACAUGGACACACUUGUAAAGCUGAAUGUUCUUUCAUUAGGAAAUAAUACCAUUCACAAUCUAGAAAAUUUAAUUUAUUUACGAAGGUUCAAAUUUCUAAAUGCUUUGAGCUUGGAGGGAAAUCCUAUAUCUAAGGAUAAAGAUUAUCAUGCUUACACCAUUGCUCAUCUUCCUUCAUUGGUUUAUUUGGACUAUAGAUUAGUGGAUUCAGUUAAAAAAAAAACAGCAGUGGAAAAAUAUCGAGACAUAAUAGAUGAGUUAAUACGAAAUGAUGAAAUUUUAGAACAAAAUUUAAAGCAAGAUAUUGAAAAUCAAGCUAGAUUAACAAUCAAUCGUGAAGCAUUUGUUGAUGGUGUAGAAUGCUUUUUUGAUGAAAUGUUAUCAGAAGAUACUGAAGUGGCACAUCUGUCUCAAAUCUCUGGCGUAAAUAGUUUGCUUCAGUCUUACAAGGAAAAUUUUACAAAAGUUUGUGAUAAACUUUUUAAAUAUGGGAUAGAAGAAAGACUGAAAAGAAACUCUGAAACUGAAUUAUUCUUUCUUUGCGUAAAAGAGACAGUAGAACAAAAUCGAAAUGAAAGUGUGAGUCACAUUGAAAAGUUUAAACAUGAUAAAGAACAGAUUUUUACAGAGUUGCUUAAUGUCACAGAACAAGACAAGGUUGAGAUGCAUCUAACUGAACUUUCUGAAUCUGUUACCCAGCUUUGGAAUGUGUUAAUGAACUUAGAGAUACAGCUAGUUGAUCAGUUAGAGGAAACAAUCAAAGAUUUUGAAAGAAACAUGUUGGAUAUGGCUGGUUCAUUCGUUGAAAAUGUGCAACAAAUAGUUAAUCAACUUAGAGAACUGGAAAAUAAAAAUCAUGAAGUUUUAUCUGAAAUUGCUAUGAACACUCUUGAGAAAUUUAUGAAAAAUGAGCUUGAAGAGGAAAUUUCAGAUGAUAUCAAAUUUCUUUUUAUUGAUAAGGAUACGGUUAUGAACGCUGUUUCAGCAUCUCAUGAUUCGCACCUUUUUAAAAUUGAUUGUAAAGAAGAUGAUAUUGUCACUCGCAUAAAUGCAAACAUUCGAAACCUUAUUGAGGGUCUUCAUGCAGACGAAAUCAAAAGAAAUCGUUUACGCGUGUGUGAAAUUAAUUAUCUUCUUGAUCAUUUUCGAGAUGAAAUUGAAUCUUUUGAUGAAACAAACGAGUUUUAAUUACAUGUAAUGUAAUAAUGGGUUUUAACCUUGUAAAUUUAUUGUUAGAUAUAAAAUUAUAAUAUAUAUUUGUAACAAAUAUGAUGUAUUUGUAUUAUAUAGAAGGUAUAAAUGUAAAUUUAUUUAAAAGUUCCUAUUUUAUGGUUGUUAUAAAUUCAUAUGUUGAAUAAUUUUUUAAUUUUUUAA